AGAAAGUGGAAAUUCGAACGAGCCACGUGUCCCGGGGGCACAGCCAAGUGAACGGCCAGGAGCAGCGGCAACUGCAGCAUAUGCAUGCAGCAGCAAUGAGGCACGGGAUCUGCGAGCUGCCUCAUAUAAGUGCAGCAAUCGCCACGGGAUGUUCCGCCAUCGUAAAACUAAAGUGCUGGCCAACAUAACCCCUAUGCGGGGCAUGGAAAACCACUUGCCGGCUCAAUUGGAGCUAAAGAAAUGGCCAUCACUUGCCAUCUGCCGCCAUAAUCAAGUCCGAGGGCGCCCCCCAAAUGUAGGCAACAGUUCGCGGCUGCAACUCAAACUCGAGGCUGGCAAAUCCCAUUAGAGGGAACUUUGUUACCGCCCCAAACAACAACAUGAAGUUUCCCGCAAGCGGAUUGUUGCCAACUUUUGCAUAAGUUAGCAUCCAGUGGUGUGUGAAUGUGCUGACAGCUAGUGGGUGUGGUUGGGCGGAUGGGUGCCUCGGAGGAUGGGCGGAUGGGGAUGUGGAGCGAUAAUAGGGGCGGCCACUUACGCCACCAUCCGAUGGAGAACGCACAUUUAACAAUAAUUGCCAGGCCAAAUAGAGCACUUCCCCGGGUCUUUAUGUCUUCCUGCUAUCUGACCAAAGUCGGAAAAUGACUUGCGGCCACAACACUCGUCGCCCUGUUUUUGCGGGCUACUCGGACUUGUGGGCGAGUGGGCGCGGUCUUUAUAAUGCCCGGCUUCUAUGGUCCGCUUUUCAUUAUUUUGAUUAAAUACAGAUAAAGCCAUAAAUUAUGUUUACUUUGUGCCCGUUUGGGCAAUGCCCCGGACGGCCAGGACGCACUUUUGUGUGUGUGCAUGAUGAGGAUGAGUAAUGGCCCAUGAUAUUUACACAUGAGUUGGCCAUCAGCGAGUCGUUACCAUCUCAUCUACUCAUCUCAUCAUCCUGCCACAUGCACAGGCAUAAAUUGAUUUACUUUGAACACGUUUUACUCGAAUUCUUAAGAGUAGAAGAAUCACUAUCCUUACUAUCUUAAUAAACUGCUAUCAAGAUGUUAUAUUAGGUUUUUUUGGUAGUCGUGAAAUGGCCCAGCAACAGCGCAGCUGGGACGAGGGAGCUGUCGGUGGAGGAUCCUAUGGCCAUCCCCACUCCUCGCACCACAAAGUACCUGCUCGAGCUGCCAGCAAUCCGCUGCCCUGCAAAGGGGCCACUCCCAAGCUGCCCAGGCAAUACCAUGGAGGUCCAACUUCGAGUUAUAACUAUGGCGGAUACGAUACCCCGAGGAGUCCCAAGAUCACCACCACAUUUGCCCAAGACAGUUGUGAUGAUGUUAGUAGCUCCACGCCCAGCUCCUAUUAUCAGACACCCCCAUCGGGAUCGAUAGAUGAUUCGGCAUCUCUGCUCAGUGGACGCACCACUGCCCGCAGUCCCAAGUCGCAGUGCCAGUUCGUCUUUGAUGCAGUGAGUCCCAGUCACGGCAGGAAGUUCGAGUACUAUGAACCUAUCUCACCGGACGAUGGAGCUCUCUACUAUGAUCCUCCCAGUUCGCCGCGACGACAGGGUUCCAAAAAGCUAAUGAGGACAAAGACCCCACUGGAUCCAGUUCCCCAGUUGACCACAACAGGCGUGGAUGAGAGCAUGGCGGUGGCUAUGGCCAUGGGCGGAGCAGGAGGUGGAGGUUACGCUCAAGGAGGACCAAGCAAGCGGCAGAGAGAUGAGUGGGAACUACCGGUGAUCAGCAAGAUCGAGGCGAGAAACCUAAGUGCGGCUGCAGGGGCAGGCUCGGCUGGAGGAAGUUAUUAUGGCUUGAAACGCGACUCCUGCGUCACUGACUGCACGCAGCUGUCCAUGGAAUCCGGCGAGACGGGUACCCAGCAUACCAAUAGCACCAUGGUGACCCACACCACCACCAGCUUUAGCUUUACGGAGCCGGAAAUGGAGCACGAGGCUGGACAGCCGCAAUUGCGGCGCCAACGUCGCCAUGCCAUCAACAUCACCUCCAAUCCCGGCUACCAGGUUCUCCACAGCUCUCACUCCACGCUGGAUCGUACCUGUUCCGAUAGCGUGGUCUCACUUCGCUACCGCAAAUCCACCAGUGACCUGACCCAAGAUGCUGACCACGAGCUAAGUGGCUGCAAGCCCAACAAGCCGAAGGCCCAUGUGGAGCAUAAACCGCGUCGCCGGGGCAGCUCCAAAGGUGGACUGGCCUACUUGGCCAGCCGGCGAAGUUCCCGUGAGUCGAUGAAGAGCGCCUGCUCCAAUGCCUCCAUCGUUUCAAACGACGAUGUUGGACCACUGGCCUUCCAGAGUUCAAAUCGCGGUCGCCAGCGUAGAACAUCGAACUUUCUUGAGUUACCAGUUCCCGACCAUGUGCGUCCUCGAGUCUGUUCCCUUCCAGAGCGACCGUACAAUCCGCGGGCCAGUGAUGACCUGUACCGCCUGCGUCACUUCUCCAUCAGCAAGGGCAACGUGGUCAACUGUGGCGACUCAAUCAUCUCGCGGAGAUCGCGGAGCAACACCAGCGUCAACUCGACGAACAGCCGGGCCAGCGAACGAUCCCCCUUCGAGGGCAGCUGUUGCGGAGCGGGAUAUGCCAAUGUGGACUCAUUGCCGGCGACGCCGGAUGACUCGGAGAACCUGGAUCCACCUCCGCCCGCCCGCUACCGCGUCGUGAUGCUGGGCGAUGCCGGCGUGGGCAAAACGGCGCUGGUCAAUCAGUUCAUGACGUCGGAGUACAUGCACACCUAUGACGCCAGCCUGGUUUUAGACGACGAGUUCGGCGAGAAGACGGUGAGCGUGCUGCUGGACGAUGAGGAGUCGGACAUGGUCUUCAUAGACCAUCCCAGCGUCGAGAUGAGCGUGGAGAACUCCCUAUCCACAUACGAGCCACAUGGCUGCGUCGUGGUCUUCUCGGUGGUGGAUCGCAGCUCCUUCCGCGUGGCCGAGGAAAUCAUCAAUUACCUGUGGCAGGAGAACUACACCAAGGACAAGGCUGUCAUCCUGGUGGGCAACAAGGCGGAUCUGGCCCGCGCCCGGCUUAUCACAUCACAGGAGGGCAAAGCCCUGGCCGCCUCACGCGAUGCCAAAUUUAUUGAGACGUCCAGCGGCAUACAGCACAACGUCGAUGAGCUGCUCGUCGGCAUAUUGAAGCAGAUGCGGCUGAAAGAGAAGCGGGAGAAGAAGGCCACCGCCUCGAAGAUGAAGACCUCCCGCACCCACAUAUCGCUGCACUUGGCCAAGGAACUGCUGCAGAAGAUCUGCCUCAGCGACAUCUCCAAGUCGAAGAGCUGCGAGAAUCUGCAUGUGCUAUAAAGAUAUACCCCAGGCGAACCCAAUCACAUGUGCUGAGCCAACCUCGAUGUCUUCGUUUUAUCGCCCGGCAUUCCUGGGCGAAAUUAUGCCACAAAACUGUAUACAAAAGAGAAUUUUAUCAAAAGCGGCUGCGGGGCGAAAUAUUCCAAAUGCCAUUCAGAUGGGACCGCAGAAAACGGACGGAGGGAUGUGUUCAUCUCCUUUGUUGCGCUCCGUUUAUUAAAAGUUUAAUGCCGGGUCUUGCUAUUCGGCAAGUCAUUGGCUGUGGUCAGGCCUCCAGAUUCGGCGAUAGUCGGCUUGUUUAUGGCGGAUGUUUUGGAUCGGCUUAUCGGAGCCAGACGCUCCUCCAACUGGGUGACAAAGGUCACGAUUGAUAAGGCCCGAUCCAAUGAUCCAUUGAUCCAGCGAGGCGUGUGCAACCUCCAAGUGGGCGAGGCCAUAGAACUAUUUAUUUAUAGGUGUACUUUUUAAUGCGUACUUGCAUAUACAUACAUAUAUGAUAUGUGUUCCAAUGCGAAUAACUUCAAUUCCAAUAAUGCGCUGUCAAUUGAAACGCUUGAGGAGCAGUUCCCAAAGGACGAGAGAAACUUUAUAGAUGUUGAUUUAUGUAUACACAUAGUGGCCAUAAGCAGCAUAUACAUAUACACGUGACCUCUAUCGGAUAAGUAUAUUGUCUAGGCUAGGGUUACUAAACUAAACGCUCCACCUGCUUCGCAAAGAAAUUCUUCCAAUUGACGAAUAUCUCAUAUCGGAAUGACUGUUGAAUGUUGACUGUUGUUAGUCUAAGCCAAACAAAAAAAAAAAAACAUAAAAACAAAGCGAAACUAAAGAGAAUACCAUUUAAUCAAAGUACUUCACUCAGACGUUACUACGAGUAUAUUGAUGUGUAUCUUAACGUGUACCUAUAUUAUACAUUAUAUAUAUAUAUAUUUAGAGAUAGAUACAUAUACACAUAUAUUUACGACCGUGCUCGGAUGGAACUUCUAACACUUCUGAACUCAUACGCUUAUAUUUGAAAAAUACCUUUUACAAAAUGCGAAAGGCAAGCAAAAGCAAACGUAUCUCUAACUAUUUUCAUACGCAAACUUACACAUUAAAGGGGGAACGCGAGGAUCCGAACGAGAGUGGGAUUGAAGGCCUGGCCACCGGGCUCGUCCAAAGUCGAGCACUCGACAGCUGUGCACUCAUGUUUGCUCUACCCCUUUCCUUCCGCUUCACAUCCUUCACGUCCGUCUUUCUGUCGAGUGCACUUUAUCAUUUUUAACAUUUAGCAAACAAAACAGAAAGUUGCUCCGGCGAAAGUUUUAAUUUGCAACGCUACGCAAUGCAAAAAGCCUGGCUGGCUGGCGAAAUUUCAAACAUUUCGCAGCCGCACUGUGGCAAUCUGCAUCGCGCAUACGCCGCGUGCGCCAGGGUCGUGGCUAAAUUGAUUUGCUAAUCAAAUUGCUGAGGAAUCCACAAUCGAAUCAAAGCCAGCUAUGAACUCCCACCGAAUUUAUUGUGAAAUGCCAUUUGAAAACGAUGAAAUUGUACCGCUACCACUUAACCAUGACAAUUGGCUUAAAGCGUAGCUAUAUAGAUAUCCAACCAAAAACCUAUAUAUAUUAAUAUAUGUAUAUGCGUAAAGAUCGAUGUAUAUUUAUAUUUUUCCAAACAAAGACAAAGCAAAGCAGCGCUGUACAACUGAAGGGAACCCUCAACGGAGAAUCAUUUUUGUGUUGCACGGUAUAAUCCACAAUUGUACGCUUUUGCCCGUCACCGAGAUGAGGCUGCAGAAAAGCAAAUUAAUUAGAGUACACGGAGAUAAAAUCCGAUUACUUGUUUGGUGUAUAAAACUUUCCUCCACCUCCGCCUGCCUCUCCAUCCUGUCUCCCUUCCCCUCGACUCGAUCUCUUCAUUCGAUAAAUAAAGGACAAGGACGCUCUGUAA
Drosophila mauritiana is the source of this 5230-nucleotide messenger RNA. RefSeq lists its product as uncharacterized. The transcript is spliced from 7 exons. Gene Ontology annotation, cellular component: plasma membrane. The record is from RefSeq and is a predicted model, not a curated record. Bases 1073 to 3301 code for a protein of 742 amino acids. Gene Ontology annotation, molecular function: GTPase activity; calcium channel regulator activity; GTP binding. NCBI's taxonomy places the organism in Eukaryota, Metazoa, Arthropoda, Insecta, Diptera, Drosophilidae.